Gadus chalcogrammus (walleye pollock) is the source of this 3723-nucleotide messenger RNA. RefSeq lists its product as uncharacterized. The transcript is spliced from 7 exons. Bases 1536 to 2597 code for a protein of 353 amino acids. The record is from RefSeq and is a predicted model, not a curated record. Lineage: Eukaryota; Metazoa; Chordata; Actinopteri; Gadiformes; Gadidae.
UAGGACUAACCCUAACCCAGUGUCAUAGCCUCACAUAGUCUAUUUUUCUCCAAGUGUAACCCGCAUAAAACAUUAAACCCUGUGUGUGUGUGUGUGUGUGUGUGUGUGUGUGUGUGUGUGUGUGUGUGUGUGUGUGUGUGUGUGUGUGUGUGUGUGUGUGUGUGUGUGUGUGUGUGUGUGUGUGUGUGUGUAAAGAGAAUGUGUCGGUUUAAGUGUUUUAUUUAUGCACGUGUACUUGCUUUUUCUUUUAUUAAGACUAAUCGCAAAUUUCGCCUGCGUACACAAUUUAUUCAAGUUGUAGUGUGUUUAUAUAUUACUUUUUCUUUUUUUAAUAUAAAAACAUUCCUUAUGAAUUUACCCACAUCUCGUUGAAGUGCAUUGUGGGUACGUAGCAGGUUGUAAAUGACCUCCGACCUUUUUAAGCUGAAGCAUGUGACACUUUGUUUCCAGGAUUACUUACAAUCACCACUGUCAUGUCUCAAUCAUGAUAGUUAUCAUAUUGUUGUGGUCGUUCUUAUUGUGUAGGAAUUCAAUGUACAUCAAACCAUAUUAACACAGAUUGACAGGAUAGGCAGAAUCAAAUUUGGAGAUUAUACUUUUUGGGACCAGAGUUUAAGAUGUUAUAAUGUCCCUGACUCGUGACUAUGUCUUAUUUCUACGUUCUUAUGUUCCUACUGUCUCUGUGAAGUCAUACUCUCAUUUAAUAGUGGUAGGAAGAUGCUUAUACUCUGUAUAUGUGUAUAGAUCUAUAUAUCUAUAUAUAGAUAUAGAUAUAGAUAUAGAUAUAGAUAUAGAUAUAUAUAUAUAUAUAUAUAUAUCUAUAUAUAUAUAUAUCCUUUAAUUUCAUUUCGAUUAUUUUGUGUGUUUCUUUGCUCAAGAUCAUAACACAUCUUACUUUUUCGGUACCAUGUGUAAAUAUUGUAUAUUAAGUUAUUGUUCUUAUUGUAAAUAUGACACGGGAAGCAUGGAGUUAAUAUUACCAUAAAACUUCCAAAGAAGCUUUGGCCAUGAGCAAAUACCCCAUACGGUCCACGCCUGCAGGGCAUUUAAAUGAAGACACUAUCUUAAUGGCUCUGAUGUACCAUUACUGUUUGAAAUGUCCAACAUUAAUAAAUUGUUAAGCAACUGGACUUCUUGACGAUUUUAUUUCUGUUUUGCUUCAAACACUUUAGAGAUGAGUUUUGACAUUUUGGUCUAAUCGCCUUUAAAAUCCGUUGUCAUGGGCAACGUUGUCAGUGAUCAACGCGCAUGUCUGUUGAAGGUUAAACGCUCCGGCUUCUAAAGCUAACAGGUUUAAAUCGUGACAAACCUGUGGUUUACUUUGCUUUUAAUUGCGCAAAAAUAGUAAUGGUGAGACCCCUCACCGACAUCCCGACGAAUGAUACUAUAAUAAUGAGUUGUGUAACUUUGUUUCGUCAACACGCCGUAAGGCCAAAUAUGAGCUGAUGUGUGAGGCUGGCCGGGAGGUGCGAGGCUAACGUUAGCAUCGAUCAGCUCCAGUCUAAAAUAGUUCCGCUGUCCCCUCAGCACAGCGGAUGUCGAGCCGCCACCUCCCGCCGGUCAGGAACCUGCCGCACUGGACAAGAGUCGGCUUUCUGGACAAAUCUGGCGUUUCAAAUUCACGACCACCGAAACCCCUGCAGCCCCUGAUCCGAGCAGACCCCGAGGCGGUGCGGGCGGCUGGGGGAGGCGGAGAGAGGGGCCGCUCCCCCGGGGUCAUGGUGGCGGUGCGGGCGGCCGGGGGAGGCGGAGAGAGGGGCCGCACCCCCGGGGACAGGGGCCGCUCCCCUGGGGACAUGGUGGCGAACACCCGCGUAGCGUCGCUCCAGAGGAACAUCACGUUCCUGCAGCAGCAACACGGGGAUACGCUCCACAAGCUGCAUUCUGAGAUAGACGACCUCAAGCGAGAGAAUAAAGAUUUGCAGUAUAAACUGAUAAUGGAUCCUCCAAAAUUAAGCCGAAAAAGUGCAGCCUCGACACACCCAAGUCAGCGGGGGCUCCGGCCCCCUACUCAGGGAGGUGACGCCAGCAGAGGGCUCUACCUGGAGCGGCCCCUGCAGGCGGCCCACUGCCCCUACCAGGACCCCCAGCACACAGCCAGCGCGGCCGUUCCUGAAGCCCGAGCAGCGGGGCCGGUGGAGCGCGGCCCGGGGUUGCUCGGGGGGCUCAUCACCUCCCUCCAGCCGCUGCGUAUCCAUAGCAGCCCGGUGCACCACCCCAGGGCCCCCACCCUGCCGGAGUGUGAGGUCAUCAUCAGACAGCUCUACAACACCAACAGUCUGCAAUCUCAAGAGAUUAUACGCAUUAAAGCCGUUCUGAGAGACAUCGUGUUCCACAAGAAGAUCAGCCCAGAGAACUACAUCCUGACCAAGGCCUUCCUUGGAGACGGGCCCCGCAAGACUUUGUCGACAGAGAGGUUUCCACCGCUCGCACAUAAACAGCUCCCAAAGAAAACCCCCAGGCCACCUCAGCCCAGGGAGGCGGACGCAGUGAUCCUCCCGGCGCUGAAGCAUCAGAGUCUGAGCUCCACCAUCCUAGAGAGACAAAGGAGGGGCCAGGCGGCGCAGAGGAGCCGCUUGAAACGGACCAUGCAGUGAGCAAGCUCCAGGUGUCUCAAAAUGUGUUCACGACUCCCACAGGGCCCCCUCAGGGCCCCCUCAGGGCCAUCCCACCAGACGAAGUACAAACAUCAAACAAGGAACUCAAAAUGAACUAUGGCAUGAAGCUGAGGUCAGACUAAAGCUCACAAAUGCGUCCUCAUGUAUGCGGCUCCAUGGUUUGAAACAUCCACUCGGUAGAAUAAACUUUAACAUGACUUUGAUUCUUAUGCGUGCAUGCGUUUCAUUGUAUUAGCAAAUUAUACAAAAACAGCGCCCUCUAGUGGUGGAAGAACUAAUUUGAUGUACAGCACUGUCCCCAAACCGACCAAAUCCAUUAGUCUAGCUAUUGCCAGACCAAGCUCAAUCAAAGAUUGCACGUUGGUCUGGGGAAGCUGCCGUCAUUUUCUUCAGCACAAGAGGCUUGAUGAACAGGCCUAGUUCAACUGACUCUGUACGCGAUUGGCUACUUGCCGUCGCUUCUCUGACGUCAUUGUGUUAAACCAGCCAAUAGUGCGCCUAGGGGAAAAGCCAGCUUGGUGAUUGGCUCCCACAAAAUCGUAUCGGAAGCAGAAAGAAAUGUAUUGCUCUUCUCCAGACCCUUGUGCAGGGCGAACUCAAAUCGCAGGCAGAAUGGGCGGGGCUACCCAGUCUACAAAUCCAUAACAGUCUGGCUAGAUUUAGCCUUUAUAUUAAUACGCAUUCACUGAGGAUUUGUAAUGACAUUGCCAUACCUAUGUCAAACUUAUGAAAAUAUAUGAAGAUCAUAAAAAUUACUUGAAACGACUACUGAGACUUUAUUAAACUCUAGGUCAGCGAUCUACCCUAGGUCAGUCAGUAAUUUAAGAGGUCCCAUUGUUUGAAUAUGCAAGUUUGACUCACUCAACGAUGACUACUUUAUGCAAAAGUAGUCAUCGUCAGCCCUCCUCCACCAGGGGCUGUUCCUAUGAAGGAAGUUGCUUUCACAAUGAAUAGAGACAUGCCUACAGACUGUUGUGUGGCAUUGUCUGUGGUUAAUAAAAAUAAACCACUUUGUUAUUAACGAAAGAGUAAAGCCAAGUCUUCUAUACAGCUUCCUUGUUACUCACUCUAUUUUGCACAUAUUCGGGACGACCUCACAUGUUCC